Molecule: messenger RNA, 579 nt
Organism: Exophiala dermatitidis NIH/UT8656
Lineage: Eukaryota; Fungi; Ascomycota; Eurotiomycetes; Chaetothyriales; Herpotrichiellaceae
Exons: 2
Coding region: 1-579 (192 amino acids)
Biological process (GO): vesicle-mediated transport; protein transport
Cellular component (GO): intracellular membrane-bounded organelle
Source: RefSeq, a predicted model, not a curated record
AUGAUCAACGCAAUACUCGUGUUCAACAACAACGGUCAACCCCGGUUGACCAAGUUCUACUCUCAGUUGGACACCGCAACGCAGCAAUCACUACUCUCCCAGAUCUUCACACUUGUAUCAGCGCGGCCCGCGUCGGCAUGCAACUUCCUCCCUCUGCCUCCACUGCUCGCACCCAGCGCAAACAGCUCGUCACCCGAUGCGCCCACCCAAAUCACGUACCGUCACUACGCGACGCUGUACUUCAUCCUCAUAUCGACCUCGACCGAGUCGCCGCUGGCUCUACUGGAUUUCAUCCAGGUUUUUGUCGAGGCGCUGGACCGUCUAUUCGAAAAUGUGUGUGAAUUGGAUUUGAUUUUUGGAUUCGAAACACUUCACGCUGUUCUGAGCGAGAUGGUCGUGGGAGGCGUGGUGGUGGAAACGAACUUGGACAAGAUCGUCGAGGGGGUCAAAAUCAGUGAAGGGGGCAGAACGAAGCGGAAAGCUGUCAAUGCUCGCGACUCCCACAGUGGUAUAGGAAGAGGAGCUGCCGGGUUUGCGGGGUUAGGCUGGACUACGGGGACGGGGAGUAGUUGGAGAUGA